UCCCCCCCACUAUUUCCUCACCCCAAACACCUCUCUCCCUCACAACAUCCCUCCAUUCCUCUAAAGCCAUGAAGCUCCUUUACCUCCUCCUCUCCUUGGGCCUCCUCCUUUCUCUCUCUAAAACCAUUGAUGCAAUAACCUGCCCUCAGGUGGAAACCAGUGCUGCCUCCUGCCUCCCUUACCUCUCAGGCAGCGCCUCAUACCCUGCGCCCUCCUGUUGCAAUGGCCUCAAAACCAUUGCACGGGCAGCAAACACCCCUGGUGCAAGGAAAGGCAUAUGCUUUUGCCUCAAAGGUGCAUAUAACCAAUUCCCAGGGAUUAAAGAUACGUUUGUGAGGCAAGUUGCAGGGAAAUGUGGUGUGAAUGUUGGCUUCAGCAUCUCCGUAGGCACUAACUGCAACACGAUCCACUGAAGGAAAGAGGUUCUGAGGAGAAAGUAGGUAUUUAGGUUUGAGAUGAAUAAAGUCUAGGGUUUUCAAAGCUACUGUUUUGAAGGCUUGGAAGACAUGAUGGUUUCGAUAUGAGGAGUGUCUUACUUAUGUUGUUGGUUAAUGAGGAUUUAUGUAAGGUUCUUAUUUUUGUUGUUCCAGCUUGAUGAUUAAUAUGAGAAUUAAGAACCCUUUGGUUUCCAAAUUACAUAUAAUAUUAUCAUGAUUGAUCUUACUGUUA
This is a messenger RNA of Amborella trichopoda, 669 nucleotides long. Lineage: Eukaryota; Viridiplantae; Streptophyta; Magnoliopsida; Amborellales; Amborellaceae. The record is from RefSeq and is a predicted model, not a curated record.